Messenger RNA from Rhodofomes roseus, 1257 nucleotides. RefSeq lists its product as uncharacterized. The transcript has 7 exons. The record is from RefSeq and is a predicted model, not a curated record. The coding region runs from base 84 to 1121 and encodes 345 amino acids. NCBI's taxonomy places the organism in Eukaryota, Fungi, Basidiomycota, Agaricomycetes, Polyporales, Fomitopsidaceae.
CUUGUAGGCGGGGUAGGGUUGUGGUAUGUAGCGAGUGGUGAGUCUCACUGCCAGUAGUACGCCAAUUCCCGAGUCUCAGCCUAAUGUCCACGCCUCCUGCAUCCCCAACUCCUUUGGUCCCGGUACGUUCGCCCAGUGGUGUGGUGCUCUCGCGCUUGAAAGCGGACGUCCUCAUAUGGUGGCCUCCUUUUCAUACAAUAGCUUGUUUUGAAUCAAGGGUAGUCGGGCCUGUAACAUCGGACACCCUUCUCUGCUGGCUCAACAUGCUCGCCGAUGUCAGUCAGCAUGGCACUCUGACGGUUCGGAGAGUCUGGGUGCGGCAACGGGCACCGUUUCGGUUUUCUGCCAAGCCAUUGGAAGCGAUCGCUCCUGCUGAUGUGCUAGAUCGUGGAGACUACGGUCUCUUCUAUGUAGAGGCCGAUAACGACCCUGACUUUACAACACCAAUACUGCCCUUUGAUGGGCUCAAUCGGCGUCCUUCACUAGAAGCCAUGAAGAGAUUAUUUGACAAUUGGGUAACACCCGCCGCGAUAGCAAGGGUUCAAAGCUACAAUAUAUCCGAGGAAUUGAUAGAAGCGGCAUCCCGGCGCGACGGCGGGAAGUGCCUGCUCACAGGGUGUACAUCAUCGCAGGAUAGUCCUGUUGAUGUGUAUUGGAUAUUCCCUCCAGGAAUGGUUGACCGCAUCACGACGCUUCAGGGGAAGAGAGCCGGCCACUUGCCACCUCUCACGGAGUUCUUUAUCGAGACUGACAAUUUGAUCACCGUUCGAAGCGACAUCUAUGAGCUGUGGCACAAGAACGCUUUCAGCGUUGACGUUGAUGAUGGCUGUCGAAUCCGUAUCCUCGCUGAGGAAGCCAUGAAAGUUGGCUUACCCGAUCGUCUCGCACCAGUACCAAACAGCUCUGCAUUGGACUAUUUCCGCGAACACUUCCGUCAUACUCUGUGUGUCAAGUUCCUCGGCGGGUGCAUCACCGUGGAUGCGACGACAAUCAAUGAAUUUUUGGUCGAAAUUGGCCUCGACGAGGAAGGGACUAUCGACGACUCCUCAGACAAGUUAUUCCAAAUGCUCAUAGAGAAGGGGUAUUUCGAGAAAGUGAUGAGGGAAAGAUUGGGACGCUAAAGUAUGGAGAGGAACGGCCCGCGCGCAUGGUGCGAUAACUGAACAUACUUAUCACACGCACACUGUUAUGUAGUAGUCUGUCGUUGUGUUAUCGCGAAUUACGAGCGCGUCCUUGGCGGAGGUUCGCUACUGCAAC